AUGUUUCUAGAAUUAUAUUAAUUUUUGUUGCUCAAUAUUUACUUGAGCAUUUUAUAAUUUAAAAGUAAAAUAAUUUUUAAAGUAAAUAAUGUCAAACACGCUCUUUCAAAGAAAUGGCAAUCCCAAUAUUUUUUAAACAAACUAAUCGAAUACUAAUUCAUGGACCCUUCCUUAGUACUUUAUAUACUAAUUUUAAGAACAUAAAGAAAACGGGAUGUCCAGGGUUCAUAUAGAGCCAAGUUUGAACAAAUCAAAAUCUAAGUGGUCGAUGACAAAAAUGUAUUGUCUACUUCUAUUAUCCUUCAGCCUUAAUAUGAUAAAAUGACUAUGGUAAUGAUUAGAUUGGAAGAUUAUUACUUGAUUCGAGCAUAAUAAAUCGAAGAUUAUCAUAUAAACACUAUUUAAAAUGCAAUUCAUUAAAAACGGUUCAAUCCAACUUUGAUUUCUAAAGUGGCUGGCAAAUCUAUUAACGUACCAAUUUUUCAAAUAUUAAAAUCUGGUUCUUCAAUAUGGGAAUCCAAUAAUUAGUCUCAAUAAUAACAAAAUAUUUUUAACACGGCAAGCUCCUCUAUGAAUGAUAAUAGACAAUAAAAUAAUUUUUUCAGUUCUAUGAACAACUAAAAUAAUUAGUAAUAAUAAUCAAAGUAAUAUGGAAACAUAUUUAGCACUGCUCCAAUAAAUAAUAACACUACAAACUCAGCCAAUAUAUUUUCUAAUUCUAGACAGAAUCAACAAUAAUUAAAUAUAUUCAACUAAAAUGUGUUCAAUAAUACCAACCCUCAAUCUGAAUAAAACAACUACUAGACAAAAGAUCAGAAUGUUCCUUGGAUGUAAUCAUAGUAAUAAUAAUAAAUAGGGAAUAUUUUUUAAUAAAACAAACCCUAAUUAUAAAUUUAAAUUCCUAAUCAAUAAUAAUCAAAUUCAAAUAAUGAUGCAAUUUAAUUUAAUAAUAACUAAACUAUUAACUCAAUAUUUUCUUAACCAUAAUAGUAAUAACAGAUGAAUAAUAACUUAUAGUCACCAUUUUUUUAAUAAUAACAAUAAACUUCAUAAUAAUAAUAAAUAUUUUAAUAAUAAUAAUCAUAAAUUUAAUAAUAAUAGCAAAUGAUUCCUAUACAAAUGCCUUCAUAACCAUUUCAACCAUUCUAAAACAUGAAUAACAUGAAUAUGUUACCUAACGAUUUAUAAAUGAUUUAAUAUUAAAAUUAAAUGAAUCCUAUUUAAUUUAUUAAACAAUCAGUAGACAUGAUAAAUACUUUUACAACCACCUUAAACAACUCUAUUUAAGAAAUGGAGAAAAUGUAUAAACUAGAGGAAGAAAAAUAUUUAGAAUAGGAAUACCUGAUCAAUUAACUUGAACAAAAAAAAAGAAUAGAAAGGUAAAAAAAGUAACAAGAAAUAAAUUUAUUGCCUAAAAAGAAAAACGAUUCUCACACUCUCUUUAGAAUGAUGCACUCAUCUAAUCAUUUAAAUAUUUCUAACAGCCAAAAAAAUUCAAGAAUUAGUACGCAAUAAUCAUAAGUUAAUUGUGGUAAUAAUGUCAGCAGAAUUUCAUCCAAACAAACCAAAACCAAAAAAGAAUAUAUUAUUGAAAUCUAUUUUGAAGAAAGUGAAAAUUUUAUAACAUUUAAUGAAGAAUUUAAGGAUAUCAAAUCCAAAAAUGAUUUUAAAGAAUAAAUUCUUCAAAAAAUUGAUUAAAUGUAGGUUUUUUAAAAUGAUAAAGCUGCUUAUUUUGCAAAAAGCGAGUUAAUUAUAGAUGAAAAUAAUAAUGAAGAUAAUCAUAAAACUUUAUCAUUUCGAAUAUUUUAAACUUACAGACCUAUAUUAACAAAAAAUGGAUAUUACACCUUACCUGAUAUUAGUCAACUAACUAUAAAUCAAUUAAAAAAUGUAGAAGAUUUCACCAUUUUUAAUGAAUAUGGCUCUUUGAGAUGGGAUUCUCCAACAAAUUUAUUAUAUCUAAAUUUGGAUAGAAUUGUUGAUAUCCAAGAUUCAAAAGUGGAAGUAUAUGAUCUAGAUCAAAUACAUGAAUACCUCAAGCCAAAAGUGAAUAAGAAACUAAAUAAAUCGUGUUUGAUUACUUUAAAGGUUCCAGUCGAAAUAAAUUAAGAGAAUUAUGAUAAGGAACAUAAAUUUCUUUCAUAAAAAUGCCAUGAAUAAAAUAUUGAAUUAGUGGAAAUAGAUCAAAUAAAAUAAUAAUUUGUUGUUAGAGUUAAUCACUUCUCCAUCUAUACAUUUGUACAUGAUGAACAUGAAGAAUAGCAAUAAUAAUAAUAAUAAUAAUAAUAAUAAUAAUCAAUUUUUAGUGAAAAUACUAAUAAUUAAUAAUCAUAGGAAUAAAUUGAUAGCAAACAGAAUCAAGAUAAAUAGAUGAAACAAAAUGAAUUUGAUGAGAAACACUAUUUGUUCUUACAACAAGUAAAUGAUAUUUGUAGCUUGACAAAGUAAUCUACAAAUUAAAAAAUAUCAAAAAUAAAUCAAACAAAAAGAUAAAAUAUAGAAUUAGUUGAAGAUUUUUAGAUUUGUGUAAGUAAUAAAGAAAUGAAUGAAAUUGACUAUCAGAUCUGUCAUUAUUUCAUGCAAGACUUCGAAAUUUAAAAGGAAAUUCCUAUUCAAAAUUAAUUUUGUAUUAAACUAUUGAAAUGUUUAUUUGCAAUAAGAAAUGAUGAUAGAUCUUAAUUAGCUCCAAAUGAAAAGAAAUUACUCGGACAGAGAUUGCAGUUUUUUAAUAUUUUAUUUGGUAACUCACUUAUACAACUAGAAGAUUAUAUAUAAUUUUUGGAAUUAUAUCCUGAAUAAUAUGAUUUUUCAGAUUUAGAGUAAUAUUAAAGGCCUAACUAAUUUUAGUAAGGAUUAAGCUUAAUUUUAUAUUUAGAAUCAAUUUAAGCCUGUAGACUCAAAGACGAAACUGAAAAAAUAAAAAAUAAAAAUUUGUUGAAUUAAACCUAAAAACAAUAAUAAAUGUUAUCAUUUUUAUCUGCUCAACCCUCAAAAGUGAUUGAUUUACCGUUUUAAGCAGAUGAUUGGAUUAGUAUGAUUUUAAAAUGGAAAGUCUAGCAGAAUGCCGUCCAAUAUUCAUAAGAAUGGUGGAUAGGGUUGCUAAAUUUAUUGGAGGAAAAUGAAAUUUAAUCUACUGAAUUAGCUUCCCUCAUGUAUUUUUUAUCUUCAAAAUAAAAUCGACCUUUAGAGAAGAUCUAUAAUUAUUUAAAUAAAAACCAUAAUUAAAUGUCAAUAUUUUUAGAAAUACUAAUUUAUAACCAGGAUAAAGCAAAUGUAAAAAUACACAAAAGAAUCAUCACAAACAAAUUAACAUUUUUGAUAGAGAACAAAGAAAAUAGCUAUUUUAUAGAGUAAAUCUUACAAUAAUUUCAAGAGUUAUUCACCGUAAGUGAAUCUGAAAAGUAUAAAGAAUAUAUAUCGAAAAUGCAAAGCACAUUGUUUUACUAAGAAAAUUUUUUAAUAAUAGAUGAGGAAAUUCGUUUGUAAAAAUUGAUUGAUCAACAAGAUUAUAUAAACUUAGGAAUUUACAUUUUAAAGUUGAAUUCUCCUAGGUUUGAGAACUAUGUUAAAUUCCUAUUUGAGUAUACAAUUCCAAUUUUAAUUAUUUUUGGAGAAAUCGAAUCAUUGACGAAUAUUACUCAGGAAUUAAAGGCAAAGUAAGGCAUUUAUCUAUUCAAAAACAGAUAUUAACAAAUUUUAGACAUGAGUGAAGUGUUUUGUGGAACUUUGAUGUACGAAAGUCGAAUCUUUGAAGACUUUAAGUCAAAAAAUGUUUUUGAAUACUAAAUGUUAUAAGUGUUAGAUGAAUAUUAUUUUACAUGA
This is a messenger RNA of Paramecium tetraurelia, 3822 nucleotides long. RefSeq lists its product as uncharacterized. Gene Ontology annotation, cellular component: nuclear pore cytoplasmic filaments; nuclear pore. Gene Ontology annotation, molecular function: structural constituent of nuclear pore. Lineage: Eukaryota; Ciliophora; Oligohymenophorea; Peniculida; Parameciidae. Gene Ontology annotation, biological process: post-transcriptional tethering of RNA polymerase II gene DNA at nuclear periphery; RNA export from nucleus; protein import into nucleus. The transcript is spliced from 5 exons. The record is from RefSeq and is a predicted model, not a curated record.